Melopsittacus undulatus (budgerigar) is the source of this 933-nucleotide messenger RNA. Its product is annotated as olfactory receptor 5G3-like. Bases 7 to 933 code for a protein of 308 amino acids. Gene Ontology annotation, cellular component: membrane. Gene Ontology annotation, biological process: sensory perception of smell; G protein-coupled receptor signaling pathway. The transcript has a single exon. Gene Ontology annotation, molecular function: G protein-coupled receptor activity; odorant binding; olfactory receptor activity. Lineage: Eukaryota; Metazoa; Chordata; Aves; Psittaciformes; Psittaculidae. The record is from RefSeq and is a predicted model, not a curated record.
CAGCCCAUGGCACAAAGCAACUGCACCCAAGUGACCCAGUUCAUCCUGGUGGGGUUCACAGAGGAGCCGGUGACUCAGGGCAACUUGUUCCUGCUCUUCCUGCUCACCUACCUUGUCACCAUCGUGGGCAACCUGGGCAUCAUCAUCUUGAUCAGGGCCAGCCCCCACCUCCACUCCCCCAUGUAUUAUUUCCUGGGCAACCUGGCCUUUGUAGACCUCUGUUCUUCCACCAUCAUCACCCCCAAGAUGUUGGUUGACUUGAUGUUGGAGAAGAAGAGCAUUGCUUAUGCUGGGUGCGUGGCUCAGGUCUUCCUCUUUGAUCUUUUUGGGAUUACUGAAUGCUUCCUGCUGGCUUCGAUGGCCUAUGACCGUUAUGUGGCCAUUUGCCAUCCCCUGCUCUACCCCCUUGUCAUGUCCCCAAAGUGCUGUUUCCAGCUGGUGACUGGCUCCUACCUCAUGGGGCUGACCAAUGGUGUGAGACACACCAUCGGCAUGUCCACCCUGUCCUUCUGCAGCUCCAGCACCAUCAACCUCUUCUUCUGUGACAUUUCCCCUCUCAUCUCCCUCUCCACCUCCGACACCACCCUCAGCCACAUCAUCCUGACCACUGCAGCAUCUCUCCUUGGUGUGUCCAGCAGCCUGGUUGUCCUGCUCUCCUAUGUGGCCAUCAUCCUCACCAUCCUGAGCAUCAAUUCAGCCGAGGGCAAGCGCAAAGCCUUCUCCACCUGCACCUCCCACCUCGUGACUGUCAGUAUCUUCUAUGGGGCAUGCUUUUUUAUGUAUUUAUUCCCCAGCUCACACAGCUCAAGAGGAGCAGAUAAAUGGGCUGUGGUGAUCUACACCAUAGUGACUCCCAUGCUGAACCCCUUGAUCUACAGCCUGAGGAAUAAGGAGGUGAAGGAGGCUUUGAGGAGACUCUUGAAAAUAAAGUGA